AUGAAGGGGCAGGUUGAAGUCUCCAGCAUGUCUGGUGUUGUAGGAGUGAAGAUGGCCAUUUAUUUUGAGGCUUCUAGAGCAUGCCAAGUCCACAGCUUCAAAGAUAUACCCGGACAAAAAGAUGCCAUAGUAUUUCCCCCAAAGGUGAAGGGGAAACACUUCAGCAACCCAGAUCAAUUGUUGGAUGGGCAGUUCAAUCCACUUACACCUUGUUUUCAGUACAGUUUAAUUUACAAUGGAAAGAGCCGAGACAACUACUUUGAGCAGUGCUACUCUGCUUGCGAGAUGCUGGGAGAAGGCUCGUAUGCCAAAGUAAUCAGAGUUACAGAUCGCACAAGUGGAUUAGCAUAUGCACUGAAAAUAACCAAAGAACCCUUUCGCAAUAAGUUUGACAGGACUGUCAAACUUAUUGAAAUCAACCACCACUGGAAAAUCCAGCACCAUCCAAAUAUAGUGACUCUGUUCAAAGCCUGGGAGGAGGAUAGGUUCUUGUUCUCCUUACAAGAACUCUGCAAACCUCUAAACCUAGACUCCUCCCUUGCUGAAGCGACUUGCUGGCUCGUAUUAGUGGAUAUUUUGCAGGCACUCAAGUACAUUAACGCACACCAGUUAGGACACUUUGAUGUAAAGCCUGCCAAUAUUGUUCUGGGAUGUGACGGGCUAUACAAACUGACGGAUUUUGGAAAUAUGAUUAAAUUAGAAAAUGAAGAUGAAAUCCACAAAGAAGGAGAUGCCAAGUACGUUGCUCCAGAGCUAGUGCAAGGUGGGAUUGGAAAUUUCACUAGCAAGGCUGACAUCUUUAGUCUGGGCAUCUCUAUUCUAGAGAUGGCCAGUAAUACAGCUCUCCCUAAGUAUGGACCAGUGUGGGAAGGACUUCGUGGAGAAUUAAUCCCGUACGCAGAAACUGCAGAGCUUUCUGUUGUUUUCAUCAACAUCAUGAUUAAGAUGAUAACCAAAGACCAUCGCCAAAGACCAUCUGCGGCAGUUUUGUUGGAUCUCCCUGAAAUAAAACAAAUGGCUGAAAAGAGAGCAGAGACAUUGUCCGGUCCGGUCUUGUCUGACGCUGAAUCAAACGCAAGCGUAAUCUGCUGGCCUGGGACUCAAACAGUUGAUCUCAUUCACAGAGUGCAGACCGAGUCAAAUAAAGUCGAUGUGGUAGAAAUCAAUUCCAGCUCUGACAGUCCUGAUUCAACUGUCACCAUUGCUGAUCGAUGGGCAUGCAGACGACCACUUAGAGUCAAGCGGAAACGGGGCCGCACAAGUUAUGGCUACCAAGAUUUGUCAGAAUCCACUCCAGACCAAGAGAGGAUUUCUAGCACAAACGUGUCUAUGUCUACCAGCGAAGGUGAUGGUAACAAUUCCACACCGAACAUUGAUGCACCAUCUUCAUCAAACUUGACCCUUUCACCAACCUCCCACUCUGAGCUGGACCAACCUGGACUAUCAUCUAGACAACUGGUUCGAUCCUGCGACACCUACUGCCCCUCCAAAUCACUAUUGGCUUUUGGAAUAAGCCCUGUGCGCUUAAGUGAGGAAGCAAAGAGAUCGUAUCUGAAGACCAAGAGCCAAAAGAGGAUGAAACCACGGAACCUCCUCCUAAGUUUUGAGAGUAGUUCGGACGAGUAAAUACUUCUCCACAUAAAUGCUUCUGUGGACUCCAGCUGACUUUACCGGUCCCAUUCUGUGAAAAUCUACAUAGAGCUCAGAAACCAGCUACUUUUCCUAUAUUAUUUUAUAGUGUUUUUCUUGUGUUACCUUAUAUUAUAGUCCUUUAGUCAUAAGUUUUCUUAUGGAUUAUUGUUAAGUAUUUCUAUAAUUUUACUUGAUAGUAUUUUUAUUUGUUUUCUUAUACGAUUUACAAUAUUUUUUUCUAUUAUCUUAGUUUAUAGUCAUUUUCAUUUGUUUUACUAUGUAAAUGUAUAGUAUUAUUUUCCACACUAGUAAGAUAUUUUUUACUAACUUACUGUCAAUAUAUUUAUUAUUGAGUGGAUCAAAGCAUAAUCUCUGUGGGAUUGGCUCCAAUGAAAACUUUGUCAUAUCAUCACACAAUAUCUACUGAAAAUAUUUAAGCCAAACAUACCAAUGUUAUUUUGAUGAAUAGUGGGAAGGUUUGUGAAGAAACAAAUAUCAAUUGUAUAAUGUCCAUUCAAUUUAAUCACACUAAAAAUUUUCAAUUAUUCAUCAAUUGAAUCAUGACAUAUAGUUUGCCACGAUGGUUACAAAAUCAAAUACUAUUGUUAAAAACAAAUAAUUAAAAUCAAAUUACCUGGUUUUAACUUAUUAGCAUGUUGGCAAAUCAAUGUUUAUCUAAAUAGGCUAUUAGAAAUACAUGGUUUCCAUAGACUUUAUACAGUGCAAGUAAACUUGUCAUCGUCGAUAAACUCAUAAUUUCAAUCAAUAAAAUAGUUUUAUUUGAUCUAUAGAAUUUGAUUAAAUAUCAUAAACAAAUCAUUAAAUGUGAUCACCUUAUCGCAACUGGCUCUCACUGCUCAGAAAGCAAUCCUAAUAUAUACGGGUCCAUGUAUUGUCAUUUUCCUAAAUAUAGUUUUAAUGUUAAGUGUUGCUAGGGAGUCUCUCUAUUCCUAAUUAUUGUACAGAGAUGACUGUUAAAGCCUGGUUUACACGUGUACAGUUACUCGUAGAGCUAAUUUCUUGUCCAUUCUACCGAUGUCAAGCAAGCUCUACUGAUGAUUGUUUAUGAUUGUGUCUUCAUUUCCAAAAUGAGUGUGAAAAACCAGUCACAAGACAGUGUCACUCUACUAGAAAC
Messenger RNA from Macrosteles quadrilineatus (aster leafhopper), 2767 nucleotides. RefSeq names its product membrane-associated tyrosine- and threonine-specific cdc2-inhibitory kinase. Gene Ontology annotation, molecular function: protein kinase activity; ATP binding. The coding region runs from base 1 to 1626 and encodes 541 amino acids. The record is from RefSeq and is a predicted model, not a curated record. Gene Ontology annotation, biological process: protein phosphorylation. NCBI's taxonomy places the organism in Eukaryota, Metazoa, Arthropoda, Insecta, Hemiptera, Cicadellidae. The transcript is spliced from 14 exons.